AACCGCUGGAACGUGUUUAAUUCUUCGCCGUAAACAUCCCGCUUAUGAGUUAUGUUCAUUGACAUUGCCAUUUAUUUCAGAGUUUCCGCUUAUAUAAAUAUUCCGCUUAUAGUUCAUUGUGACAGUCAUUGUUUCAGAUUUUCAGGGUUCAGAAAUUCUGAACCCCUUUUAGUUUUCUUAGCCGUAAAUAUUCCGCUUAUGUUCAUUGAUUUUAGAUUUUCGGGGUUCAGAAAUUCUGAACCCCUUCUAGUUUUCUUCAUCGUAAAUAUUCCGCUUAUAUCCAUUAAUUUCAGAUUUUCAGGGUUCAGAAUUUCUGAACCACUUUUAGCUUUCUCAUGCACCGUAAAAAUUCCGCUUAUGUUCAUUGAUUUCAGAUUUUCAGGGUUCAGAAAUUCUGAACCCCUUUUAGUUUUCUUAGCCGUACGUAAUUAAAUAUUCCGCUUAUAGUUAUAUUAAUUGAUUUUAGAUUUUCGGGGUUCAGAAAUUCUGAACCCCUUCUAACUUUCUUCAUCGUAAAUAUUCCGCUUAUAUCCAUUAAUUUCAGAUUUUCAGGGCUCAGAAUUUCUGAACCCCUUUUAGCUUUCUGCACCGUAAAUAUUCCGCUUAUGUUCAUUGAUUUCAGAUUUUUUUUAUUUAAUUACGGCUAAGAAAACUAAAAGGGGUUCAGAAUUUCUGAACCCCUUUUAGUUUUCUUAGCCGUAAUUAAAUAUACCGCUCAGUUAUAUUAAUUGAUUUCAGAUUUUCAGGGUUCAGAAAUUCUGAACCCCUUUUAGCUUUCUUCGCCGUAAAUAUUCCGCUUAUGUUCAUUGAUUUCAGAUUUUCAGGGCUCAGAAAUUCUGAACCCCUUUUAGCUUUCUUCACCGUAAAUAUUCCGCUUAUGUUCAUUGAUUUCAGAUUUUCAGGGUUCAGAAAUUCUGAACCCUUUUAUAUAGCUUCCAAUGAUCAAUAUUCUGUUGUCUUUUAUUAAUUUAGAGAAUCUUAUACUUAAACCUUGUUUUUUAUCACGUUUUUGCGGAAGAAAUAGUAGAAUACAAAGAUUCCGUAUAAUCCGACAACCAAACCGAUAUUUGCGCUGUGGAGUCAACAUUUUCUGGUUAAUUUCCUGUUUUCUGCGGAUAUUUGUAAUCGGACGCACAAUUUACUUUAAAAUAUGGAAUAUGCGCUAACAAAUGCGAAUUUUUUCGCUUAUAAUAUUUUUAACCAGUUUUUGCGAAUGUAGUAUUGAAAGAAAUUCCGCACGGCUUGAUUUUUACGUCAAUUUUUGC
Paramuricea clavata is the source of this 1265-nucleotide messenger RNA. The record is from the annotation of a GenBank genome assembly. NCBI's taxonomy places the organism in Eukaryota, Metazoa, Cnidaria, Anthozoa, Malacalcyonacea, Plexauridae.